Molecule: messenger RNA, 2248 nt
Organism: Sodiomyces alkalinus F11
Lineage: Eukaryota; Fungi; Ascomycota; Sordariomycetes; Glomerellales; Plectosphaerellaceae
Exons: 2
Coding region: 182-1828 (548 amino acids)
Biological process (GO): double-strand break repair via single-strand annealing; double-strand break repair via homologous recombination; DNA recombinase assembly
Cellular component (GO): nucleus
Source: RefSeq, a predicted model, not a curated record
GGCUACGCCAUAAUACUGCACCUAACCACCACCUCCGAGUCAAAGCCACAAUUACGGACAGCGAUUGAAUAGUUCUGCCCAACCGGCCGAGAUUGCCGAGAUUGAUCUCACAACACAUAACUCGACGAUUACAUAUAUGAACCACCUCAUGAAAGCCACCUGCUAUUCGCGAGAGUAAAGGAUGCCUGCCCCAGGCGAUCAGCAUCUUAACAAUGUUGGGAAUCCCUUCGAAGAGCCGCAGAAACGCGUCUCCGAAUACACGGCCCAGGAGAUAGCCACGCUGCAAAGCCGCCUAGAGAGACAACUCGGUCCCGAAUACAUCUCUGCUCGAUCCGGGCCCUCGGGGCAGAAGGUGCACUACAUUGCCGCCGAAAAAUGCAUUGCCCUCGCAAACGAAGUAUUUGGCUUCAACGGCUGGUCCUCGUCCAUCCAGAACAUCCAGGUUGAUUUUGUCGACGAGCACCCCCAGACGAUGAAGAUCAGCCUCGGACUUUCCGUCAUUGUCCGUGUCACAUUGCGGGAUGGUACAUUUCACGAGGACAUCGGGUACGGGCAUAUCGAGAACUGCAAGGGCAAAGCGGCUGCGUUUGAAAAGGCCAAGAAGGAGGGCACCACCGAUGCCCUGAAGAGGGCGCUGAGAAACUUUGGUAACGUGCUUGGGAACUGCAUCUACGACAAGGACUACCUUGCCAAAGUGGUCAAGUUGAAGGCUGGGCCGACGAAGUUCGAUGAAAGCAGGCUACACAGGCAUUCGGGUUACGCGAAGAAGGACGAGCCGGCGAGAAAGGAGGCGGAGCCGGUGAAGAAAGAAAAGACGGAUGGAGAGAAGGACGCACUCGUCCGGAAGGAAAUGGCAGACUCCCUCGACGAGCUCCUCGAUGCCGAAUUUGACGAAGCGGAUUUUGCCAUUGCCGAGGAGGAACAUCCAGACGAGGUUGCGCUCUCUAACGCAGACUCGAAUGCGUCGGACGUCUCACACCAGCGAUCGAACGCUGCGCCGAACAUGCAGCCUCCUGCGCGCCCCAUGAGACAGAGCGGUCCGGCAGCGAACGUAUCCGCCAAUCCCCGGCUUCCCCAGACGCCGAACCAGCCCAACAACCCCCGAGCAAGACCGGCACCGGCACAAGGGCCGAAUAACAAUCGUAUCCAAGGCUGGCCAUCCAACGCGCCCCAACCACUUUCGCGAGCUGCCACCAACACUCCCCCGCCGAGAACUAGUACCAAUACGACAGGGGAGCCCAUAGCCUUCUUCUCCGCCCGGGCUGUGCAGCACGUCCCCCUAGACCUACAACCGGGCGACCAGAGCGACCCGAACGUUCCUCUCCUCCUCCCCGCCGGCCAACAAGCCUUCAACCCCAAGGCCGAGAGCCCAUCCAUCCGCAAGACGCCAGGUAUAGACCACUCGUCUUCCAAACCGGUGGCGCGCAACGGGCAGCACGUCCCUCCCUCGUCGAGCCAGCGGGCACCCGGUGUCCAGAGUCUGGCGGCUGGGGGAGGAACGACGGGCUUCAACCCCGUCCGGCCGCAGGGUGCGGGCCCCGCCCCGGCGAACCCGCAACUGCACCAGACACGACGCAUCGGCGUCCCCGGCGGACCGCCCAGUCCCCUCGCCAACAGGGGCUCGUACCGCCCGCCCACCAUGGUGGGAAAGAGGCCGGCACCGGCACCGGCACCGGCGGCCAUGACGGAGCCGCGUCAGCCGCUCGCGGAGGUGACGAACAAGAACGGUACUGCGGUUGCUGCGGUCGGCGCCGGUGGUGCCGCUGGGACUAAUGGUGUCGAUGGUGCGGCUGCGGUUGAGACUGCUAAGAGGCAGAGGACGUCCUGACGAUCAAGGUCGGGGGUCGGGGGUUGGGGGUCAGGGGCCGGGGGCGAGGGAAAACUGUCGUUUGUUUUAUGUGGUCCAUUCUGUGGGGUUUAUACGCAAGUUAUGGUGCGGGAUGAAGAUGGAUCGCGUGUUGUCUCUUUUUCUCGCCGAGGGUUGCUCUUUUUACCUCUGUUGGUGUUUCGGAGUUCCAGGUGUCUUCAGGGGAGCGAAAUGGGUUAGUUAUCCUGCUAAGGUAGGCGCUACAUCGGGAUGGGGACGGCGAGACAGCCCACCCAUUGCCGCAAAAUCGAGGAUGAAAUAACGAGUCUAUUCGGGGCUAGCAAGGAGCUGUAUGACAAAGAUUCUUCAUUUCAGCGUGCUCGGCUAAUAGAAGCACAGCUCGAGUGGCUGGGGAAACUCGAUUUGUGGCAGAUUGAGCUG